CUUGUUCUGUUAUAUUGUAAUGUCUUGCAAUACAACAACAGACUUAGAUUCAUAUUUAAACAGCAUCAUGGGUAUGUUUUGGUGCGGAUUUAACGGGUUCAACCAAUUGAACAAUGAAUCGAGCGUCGACUUGGAUUUUCAUACUUAUGGCUACGAAGAAAAUUAUGGUGAAAUUCUACAAGUGGCAUUUUCUUGGAGUACUGCUUCUAUUUUGACAAGUUCUGGUAAAAUUGUCAUGAGUGGCCUCAUCAACAAAAAAGCAAUCAAUUUUGAAAUAUUAGAUGAUUUAGGUUAUGGUCCUUUUAAAUCUAUUUCUUCAUCUGAAUCAAAUAUAUUAGCUAUUGAUUCAAUUGGCAAUUGUUGGUCAUAUUCAAAAUGUGAUUUUAAGUGGAAUGAUAUAACUUCAAUAUUACAAAGAGAGGAUCACGUUGCUGUGUCCAAAAAUCAAAGUCGACCACCUAUAAAUCAUAUAUGCUGUAGUGAUACAAUUCAUCUAGCAGUUACAUAUAAUGAAGUUUAUUCAAUUCCAACUAAAAUAUUCAAUUCAAAAUUCAAAGUCACUCAAGUAGCAUGUGGCUUUGAACACAUAAUUAUUUUAAUGGAAACUGGUUGCCUAUAUACACAAGGAUCCAGUAGCCGAGGUCAAUUAGGGCAUGGUGAAUUAAAUGAAGAAGAUUAUCCACGGCUUUUAAAAUCUCUAGAUGGUAUUCGAGUGAUUAAUACUUCUGCUGGUGGUUGGCAUACUGCUGCAAUUACAGAGUAUAAUGAUCUCUACAUGUGGGGCUGGAAUCAUUCUGGUCAAUUAGGAAUUUCAAAUUCUCCAGAUAAUGGUGGUAUAAUAAUGGCUCCAGAACCUGCACUGAUUAAUUGGCCAGAAGAGACAGAUAUCGAACAAGUGAGUUUGGGGGCAAGACAUUCAAUGGUUUUAACUAAGAACAAUAUACUUUGGGGUUGUGGGUGGAAUGCUCACAAACAGCUUGGUAUUAAGACAUACCAAUUAACUUGUGAUCGUAUGAUUAAUUUGAGUAAUUUGUCACCAUUGCUAAAAUGCAAUUUAAGGAAAAUUGUCAAAGUAGUAUGUGGUGCAUGGAAUAGUGCCUUGUUGUUAGGUAAAUGAUUAUUUACCCCAUAUAAAUAAAAUGAUACUAAAAUAUUUUUAAUGUGUGAAUUAGUAGUUGGUUAUUGUGGGAAGCAGUUUUUAGGAAUAUAGGAUUUUUUGUGUAAGAAAUAAUUAUGUUCUUAUUACUAUAACUCUAAGACAAAUUCUUUUUUCACUAGAUUCUGACAAUUUUACUUUAUUUUUACAAAAAAAAAAAAUCUAUUUAAAUUCAUAAUUUUAUUUUCAAAUUAUUAUGAGUUAUACAUUUUUAUACUAAGCAUUAAAUUUAAUUAAUUUGAGAUUUUCAAAAUAUUUAAAUUAUUUGCUUCAUUAUAUUUUUUUUUAUAGCAAAUUAAUAUCUCUACAAUAUGAUACAUUUGAUUAAACAUGUAUUAUUGUGGGUAAAUUUCAACUGUUGAGGAAAUUACUAUUUGUAAUAUUUUAAAUUAUUUAGAAUUGAAAAACAACAAUAGUUUUAAUUAAAAAUGUGUACUUCUUCAUUGAACAAAAUAUGGUGUGAAUGGAAGUAAAAUAAGUGUUAAACAGUUGGAAAGUUUAAAUUGACUUCAUUAUGUAUACACGUAUUGUUAUUUAUUAUUUAAUUUUAUUAUUUUUUUGAAAUAAACAAUUUGAAUAUAA
Rhopalosiphum padi (bird cherry-oat aphid) is the source of this 1738-nucleotide messenger RNA. Its product is annotated as RCC1 domain-containing protein 1-like. The transcript is spliced from 6 exons. Bases 20 to 1117 code for a protein of 365 amino acids. Lineage: Eukaryota; Metazoa; Arthropoda; Insecta; Hemiptera; Aphididae. The record is from RefSeq and is a predicted model, not a curated record.